CGGGUCGGGUCGGGCUCGGCUGAGCAGGGCGGGAUGGACCUGGCCGUGGAUUUGUACGUGGCCGUUUCGCUGCUCUUCACCGUCUUGGCGAUCGUCCUCGCCUUCGUCUUCGUCAGGCUGCGGGGAGGCGAAGAGGAGCGGCCGGCAGAGCCAUCCCGGCAGCCGGGAGCGGCGGGACCGGCCCGGGAGGGCGAGGGGGCGGCGGGGGGAGCGGCCCCGGCAGCCGAGCCCAGGGACCAGGGGGGCCGGGUGCCGGUGGAGGAGGUCGGGGCGGGCGAGCCGGGGAAGGAAGCGGCUGGCGAGCAGCGGGAGGAGGCGGCAGAGUCCGGCCCCGCGACCGAGCCCGGCCCCGCGGCCACCGAGAGCAUCAUCCCCCGGCAGCCGCCCGCGGAGCCCCGCGAGCCCGAGCAGCGGGAGGAUGCGGAGAGCGAGAUCCCACCUGUAGGUGCCUCACCUGGGUCCGGCCUCGAGCAGAUGGGACAGGCAGAGGGUGGAUCCAGCCAUGCAGCCCCUCCCAGCAAGGCAGAGCUCCUCCAGGAGGAAGAUCUGGAUGCAGAAAAUGAGAAGCUGGUGGUGAGAGAGUUGGAGGAUGAGGAUGCUGCAGAUGAGACAUUCUCUUUUAAAUACAGUCCUGGAAAGCUGAGGGGAAACCAGUACAAGUCCAUGAUGACCAAAGAAGAGCUUGAGGAAGAACAAAGGAUUGAGCUGACCUCUGAUCUCACAUCUCUGUAGCAAGUACCUUAGGUCCUCGGCCACAAACAUUCUUGCAAAUCUUGUUGAACUGAAGACUAUACGAAGUUGUCCCUAGCCUCCUCCUAAAGGCACCCCUUGGCAUCUUUAAAGGCUUGAGAGAAAUACCAAAACCAACCAAACACACCCAUAAGAGAAAUCCAUAAACCCUCAAAACUUGGGAUCCCCUCUUGGUCUGAAGUUGAGCUCUUCAAAAACUCCCGUGGUAUCAAGUUUCAGGAGAUCCUGUUGUGUGGCUCCAUGGACUGGGGCUGGGCCCAACCAGUGGCUUGAGUUGUGUUUAGGGUACUGGGAUGAACCUUCCUCCCUCUCCCCCAAACAGAACCCAGAUUGGACUUGAAAUAUGCAGCGAGUCUCUUAGUUGUGUUCUACCAUGUAUUAGGUCUGCCCUGAGAUCUGUCUUGUUCCUUCAUGGGGGCAGGUGAACCAUAAAACUCCUCCCAGACCAGCCUGGACCUUAUAUCAGACUACCAAGUUGUUUCUUCCUGGGGCCAAACUCCUCUUUGUGGCUGGGGGGGUGGGAACUGCCUAUGAUUUCAAAAAUGUUGGACGACCCUGCUUUCUUCUGGGGGGUGGAGGGACAAAGUGGGGUCCAAGUGAGGGACAGCAGAUGGUAGCUGGACCGACUCCCAGCUUGCUUCUGUAAUUAUUUUAGCAGAGAGCUUGUUCUGUAGGUAGACAGAAGACUAGAGAAUUGACAAAGAUUGAUAGUUGAGCUGUUCUGCCUGUGCUGGAGGUUUAGGAGAGCGUGCUUUGGCUGCUGGUAAUAUCUGGAUUCUCACUUUUCCCUACUUGGGUUCCCAAGAGGAGAGACCCAAGGAGGUAGCUGUGGUACCAGGGGUUCCCUCUGGCUCAGGACGAGGCAGUGGGGGCUCCUGGAAGAGACACCCUCCCCGUUCCUCUCCCUGCUUGCUGUUCCCGUGCCCUCUUCCUCCCCCUGUGGCUCGUCCACUGGAGCCAGAGCUUAGCCCUGCUCCUCAGCUCUGCCACCUGCAGAAGAGGAAUUCAGCUGGGGGGGCUGUGCCCACUGCAGCUGGAGAGCAACCCCAGCUGGUUUGUAAGAGGGAGAAGAAGACCCCCGUCCCCUCAUCCUGCUGCAGAACCACUGGGCUGGGUGUGGGGGGGGUUGUGUCCUUCAAAGUUUCUCUCUCCCUGCAGGACAACUUGGCCAACAAACAUAUCAGAAACCCAACAGGCUGCUUCCCACCCCCCCCCCCCCCACCCCCCUCCCCCCCUUUUUUUUUUAAUUAUUAUUAUUUUUUUUUAAUUCCUAUGCAGACAAUACUUGAAACCUCGUACCCACUUGUCCCUCCCGGGGCCUGGGGCUGGCAGACUCUUUCAGGAAAGGGGCUCCAUUUCAAGAAGAGCAGGAGGCUUCAGCUCUCCAAGAAGCUGGGCUGCCCCUUCCCAACUGCGAGUGGUUUGCAUACGAAUUCAGGCACAUCUGGACCCUCUGCUUCAGCACCCCCUGGUACAGCUGCUGCCUCCCUCGGUGCCCCCACCCCCCCCCCCCCACCCCCAGCACCCAACUAUGCAAAGAAUGCCUUAUCUACAUGGUGUUUAUCUCACAUGGCAAUAUGUACAUCGAGCAAAGUCGAAGAGUUGAGUCCAGAUUAUUAUUUUGUUGGGUCGUUGUGGUGUUUUUUUUGCUAGUGGCAGCGAGUCCAAGUGUUUCUUCAACUCCAAGGGCUGUCUGGGUGGUUUGUUGUUGUUUUUUUACUUUUGUUUUUUGUUUGUUUUGUAUCUGCUGGUGGCUCUGAUGCAAAGGACUGUCAUUCUAGUGGCUUGAAUCUGUAAAAAUUGCCUUCGUUUGGUCCAAUAAACCUUUGAAUAGUUGA
Messenger RNA from Apus apus (common swift), 2588 nucleotides. RefSeq names its product matrix remodeling associated 7 (gene MXRA7). Bases 34 to 732 code for a protein of 232 amino acids. The record is from RefSeq and is a predicted model, not a curated record. NCBI's taxonomy places the organism in Eukaryota, Metazoa, Chordata, Aves, Apodiformes, Apodidae. The transcript is spliced from 6 exons.